This is a messenger RNA of Musa acuminata AAA Group (dessert banana), 2417 nucleotides long. Its product is annotated as zinc finger protein CONSTANS-LIKE 9-like. Gene Ontology annotation, molecular function: zinc ion binding; protein binding. The record is from RefSeq and is a predicted model, not a curated record. The coding region runs from base 535 to 1788 and encodes 417 amino acids. The transcript has 4 exons. Lineage: Eukaryota; Viridiplantae; Streptophyta; Magnoliopsida; Zingiberales; Musaceae.
GUAUACGCUUUUAGAUGUUAGGCAGCUUCCAAGAUUCCAAGAAGUACUUUUUAGAUCAUUGCCUUUGUGAAUUUUGAAAGACAGGUUGCCAGAUUGAAAGAAUCUAUAUAUUUGUGAGAUUCCUUAGUGGAGAUUUUAUUACAAUAAGAUAAAAAAUUUCGAUUGGCAAUUCGUAUGUAAGCAAUGUUGGGAGUUAGAGCUUUAACCUUAGCUCUUUGUUGUUAUCAUGAUUAAUGAACUCAGGCUGGCAAAUCUUUCUUUAUAACAAAAUCUAUUAAUUGUGACUUUUUUUUGGCUAAAUUUGAGAAAAUGCAUUGAAAAGUUCUCUUUUUGUUUUUACUAAUUUGAAACCUAGCCAAGUAUAACUUAGUCACUUAUAACUUUUAGGUUUUUUUUUCUUUUGGAUAUAUGCUGACAUUGAUCGAGUUUUUCAGGAGUAUGCUGAUAACUACGACAGUGAGGACAUUUCUUGUUAAGCCACAGGAACAGGAGCAGAAUUUGAUUUGUUUGCUUGUCCUCUGAGAGUGAGGAAGCAUGAGCCAUCUUUGUGAUUUUUGUGGGGAGCAAAGAUCUGUCAUCUAUUGCAGGUCCGAUGCUGCUGCUUUGUGCUUGUCAUGUGACCGCAUUGUUCAUUCUGCAAAUGCACUUUCUCGACGCCAUUCGCGCACUCUUUUGUGUGACAGUUGCAGCACACAACCUGCUUUUGUUAGGUGCAUUGAGGAAAGUGUUUCACUCUGCCAAAAUUGUGAUUGGAAUAAGGAUGGUGGAUCAGCAGUUGCCAAAGGACAUAAAAGAGAGACAAUAAAUUGCUACAUAGGUUGCCCGUCUGCAGCUGAGCUUUCGAGAAUGUGGCCAUUUUUUAAGGAGUUUCCUCCUAUAGAGGAUGCUGAUUGUGAACAGGGAUUGGGCUUGAUGACCAUCGAUGAGAACAGUGUUACUAAUUGUUGGGGACAUCCGGAAAACAGCAUUUCUGGUGCAGGCAAGCUGAAUAAUCCAGGAGCUUUUGAUAAGUUUGAUUCCUUGAUUGGAUCAUCUUCGAGGCCUGCAAUAUGUUUGAUGCCCUGUACUGCUGAUCUGGUAGCUGGUUCAGUAGAUUCAACUACACCUAAGUUAUCUUGUCCUGGGACAAAUGAUUCUGAAUUAUGCAAAGAUGGUCUCUGUGAUGAUUUUAAUUUGGAUGAUGUGGAUUUGACUUUUCAAAACUAUGAAGAACUUUUUGGUUUAUCUCAUAACCAAACAGGGCAUCUUUUUGAUGAUCACGGGAUAGAUGUGAUUUUUGAUCCAUGGGACACUUGUGCUGCCAAUUCGAACUGCCAGGAUGAAUUUGUUGGAGAGGCAUCUUCUGAGGGGCAGGUUAAGCCUUUGCCAACAACAUGUAGCAAUGCAGUCUCUGCUGAUUCUGUGAUGUCAAAUCCAGGACAAAAUGUGGAUUCAAGUAUGUUUUUUCCAGCACGACAAGCCCACUCCUGUCUAUCCUUUUCCUUUUCUGGUUUGACUGGUGAAAGCAGUGCCCGGGAUUAUCAAGAUUGUGGUGUGUCAUCAAUGCUUCUUAUGGGUGAGCCUCCAGUGUUCCCAGCUGGACCUGAGAGUUCCAUGUUGCCUACAGCCAGCAGGGAUAGCGCUGUGAUGCGCUAUAAAGAAAAGAAGAAAACACGCAAGUUUGAGAAAAAAAUAAGGUAUGCUUCUCGCAAGGCUAUGGCCGAAGUGAGAAGGCGGGUGAAGGGCCGGUUUGUCAAGGCUGGUGAAGCUUAUGAUUAUGAUCCACUUGCAAAGACAAGAAGCUGUUAAGAGCAUUAUCUUAGUAUAGUAUAAAAAUCAGUUGUUAUAUAUUUGGGAAAACAAAGACUGACGUUGGUCACCCUUCCCUGGUGAUUAAGAUGUUUAUCAGCCUACUCGAAGAAAUAAAAAGGAGAACAAGAAAGGCAGUCUGAUUGGCGGCUGAAAAUAUUCCAGUUGAAAGUGCUCAGUCCAUUCUAAAUUGCUGAGGCACAUUCUGGAACUUCCCAACAACCUGAUCCUGUAAAUGUUGGCCUUUACAGUGUUCGAUAGUAAAUAUUCUACAACCUGUGUAAACGGCAGCACAUAUUGGUUUAAUGUUUACCUGGUAUCGAUGCUGCUAUACGUUGACUCUGAUGACGAGUCUUAUUCCUCUUCUUCUUCCUCCGUUUUUUUUUUUUUUUUUUUUUUCUCUGAUCCCACUUGAGGGUUAGCCGCCAAGCGACAUGCUGCAGUGUGCUAUUCCCAGCUUAGAUAUCUGAUUCUGACAUUUAUACCAUUCUCUAUAUUGUUUCAUGUUAAAUUUGCAGAGUAUAACUCUGUUGUUGUAAUCAGCAAAUAGCUCUUUGUAUCCAUUCAAAUGUGAAGGAGAAUUUUGGAUGUAACAAGAUUCUUGGAAAAGCUGUACACUUGGUUUUCGA